Messenger RNA from Entrophospora sp. SA101, 807 nucleotides. Lineage: Eukaryota; Fungi; Glomeromycota; Glomeromycetes; Entrophosporales; Entrophosporaceae. The record is from the annotation of a GenBank genome assembly.
AUGUCUUUAGACACAUACAAUGUUAUCAGAGAUUUGGCAGAAUGUGCAGUGAACUUAGCAUUGAGGACACCUCAAGUUGUCAAGGGUACUGCUACCCCCUUGCAAGGUAUGCAAUCUGGAUAUGACAGUAUAGUUGGGUUGAAAGCAUUGAAAGCAUUGAAGACGGAAAAGGAAACAGUUUUGGAUAAUUCACAUGAGAAAAUAGAACAAAAUUUUAAUGUGUUGAAGGUGAAGCUUGGUAAUCCAGGAACUGCUACAGAUGUAUCACUCUAUAACACCCUUAAGAAAAAUCUGGAAAAAUUUGUUGUACCUUCCAAACUCACUUGGUGGGAUCCAGAGGCAAACACAGUUCUCAGCAAUGAAUCGGUUGUAGUGCAGAAAUUGAACUAUAAUCAAAAACAUGAUUUCCUGGAACCAUGUGAGAACAUGAAGUGUGUUAUGCCAGAAUCGCUUCUUUUAAAAUGUGAGAACUUUGUUAGAAAUUUUUCUGCUUCGAAUAUAACAAAUGAUAUCAUGAAUUCUGUACAUGAUAAGACCUGGAAGGAGAAAACAUCUCAAUUGGAAAUAAGAGUGGAACAAUUGUUAGAAAUAAUUGAGGAAGUAUGGAAUAAUCUGGCCUUUGAGAACAGCACAACCUGUAGUGAGCAAAGUGAAGGAAUGUACAUUUGUGAUGUAGUAAUGCCUUUAAUUUGGGCUGGCAUUUUAAAAAAAUAUGUAAAAAAACUGACGAUUAAUGUCCAAUUGGACCAGGGUCAAGCAACACUGGUUAUAUUUAUACAAAGGGAUUUUUGUGAUUCACAAAUCUGA